GGCCUCGGGUGAUCGUCGGGUCCCCACGGACCAGGGCGGAUCAGGCUUCCGCACCUUCCCGGGGAGCCCCGCAAGGCCGCAGACAAGAUGAACAUUCUGGCGCCCGUGCGGAGGGACCGCGUCCUGGCGGAGCUGCCCCAGUGCCUGAGGAAGGAGGCCGCUUUGCACGUGCGCAAAGACUUCCAUCCCCGCGUCACUUGCGCCUGCCAGGAGCACCGGACAGGCACCGUGGGCAGAUUUAAAAUAUCCAAGGUCAUCGUUGUGGGGGACCUGUCUGUGGGGAAGACCUGUCUCAUUAAUAGGUUCUGCAAAGACACUUUCGAUAAAAAUUACAAGGCCACCAUUGGAGUGGAUUUUGAGAUGGAACGAUUUGAAGUGUUGGGUGUCCCCUUCAGUCUCCAACUUUGGGACACUGCUGGGCAGGAGAGGUUCAAAUGCAUCGCUUCCACCUAUUACCGAGGAGCUCAAGCCAUCAUCAUUGUCUUCAACCUGAAUGAUGUGGCAUCCCUGGAACAUACCAAGCAGUGGCUCGCUGACGCGCUCAAGGAGAAUGACCCUUCCAACGUGCUUCUCUUCCUUGUGGGUUCCAAGAAGGACCUGAGUACGCCUGCUCAAUAUUCCCUAAUGGAGAAGGAUGCCCUCAAGGUGGCCCAAGAGAUGAAGGCUGAGUAUUGGGCAGUGUCCUCCCUCACUGGUGAGAAUGUCCGGGAAUUCUUCUUCCGCGUGGCAGCAUUGACCUUUGAGGCCAAUGUUGUGGCUGAGCUGGAGAAAUCGGGGGCUCGGCGCAUUGGGGAUGUUGUUCGCAUCAACAGUGACGACAAAAACCUCUACCUAACUGCCAGCAAGAAAAAGGCCACGUGUUGUCCCUGAAGAGAGGACUGUCCAGAAACUGCCCAUUCCUGGGGGACUGUGCCACCCCAACUGCUUCUGAAGUCAACCCCUGGACGUUUGCACUGACUUUUUCCAGACCAAAGAGUCGCCCCUUUAAGGCAGUGCCCCCAGAGGGUAACUGGGACCAUGCUAGUCAUUUCCUGCCCCCGGGGACCGUGCCAAAGACUGGAUGACCCCUUAUUCCUCUGGGGCUCUCCAGGGUGCCUGAUGGGGGUCAGCGUUGCUGCUUUUGCUUAGCCUCCUGAGCCCUUUAUGGAUGAUGAUGCUCAACAAUUGCAGCCUUGUACUGUGCCUUAUGCAUUAAAAUCUGUUAG
Microtus ochrogaster (prairie vole) is the source of this 1205-nucleotide messenger RNA. RefSeq names its product RAB34, member RAS oncogene family (gene Rab34). The record is from RefSeq and is a predicted model, not a curated record. Gene Ontology annotation, molecular function: GTP binding; GTPase activity. Lineage: Eukaryota; Metazoa; Chordata; Mammalia; Rodentia; Cricetidae.